This is a messenger RNA of Brassica rapa (field mustard), 4553 nucleotides long. Its product is annotated as transcription factor bHLH146. Gene Ontology annotation, biological process: regulation of DNA-templated transcription. The record is from RefSeq and is a predicted model, not a curated record. NCBI's taxonomy places the organism in Eukaryota, Viridiplantae, Streptophyta, Magnoliopsida, Brassicales, Brassicaceae.
AGUUUAUGGUUAUUUAUAUAUUUAUUUAUUAUCUUCACAGAAUCUUGUCAUGCCCACUAGCAUUUUGAUAUUUUGAUUGACCGACCAAAACACUAGCAUGUUGAUAUUUUCAUAGACCGACCAAAACAAAAGAGAAAACAAAUCUUUUCUUUUUACUCAGAAAACCCAAAUCUCCUAUUUGUUUUUUUUUUGUAUAAUUUAGUUCCUUUUGGGCAAAACAAAAAAAACUUCCAUGUUACUUUACUAUACAUGUUAAGAGAAAAGAGUUAAAAGGAGGAAAAGAUGUGAAAGAGGAUGAGACUCGUAGUUGCAAUUCCUACCAAAUAAGUAAUCUUUACUGUGUUUUUCUUGUCCUUUUCUAUAAUUUUUAUUUCAUUAUUUGUACUGCCAAAAGUUUUUUAUAUAUAUGGAAGUUCUUGCUAAAAAGGUUUGCCAUUAUAAUUAUUUUGCUUCCUUUUUUAUUAUUUCGGAACAUUAUGUCAACUGCUGCAAUAUAUAUAUAUAUAUAUAUAUAUCAAUUAUCUCUUGUUUUUAGUUAGAAAUGUAAGCUUGUGUUAUCAAUGACUAGUUACAAACAUUGAAACAAAUAACUAGUAUAAAACACUAAACGAGCUAGAAAACCCACCAAAACAAGUUAACAUAUUUACAACUAACGUACAUAUAUAUAAAUCAAUGUUUGGCUUCCUGCAAGGUUUGCUAUCCUUCUUCCUCUAAUCAUCGAGUCUAGAGCUUUAUAUAUAAGUUUGAGGAUAUUAUCAAUACCUAGCUACUCCUGCAAUGUCACGAAAAAUCCAACAUUCGAGGCAACAAGGUAAACUCCACCUUCUUAUGGUAAACAUUAAUAGUUGAGAACAGAGAUUGGUUUUCUAAAGAUUUCAGAGCAGUCUGGCGGAUAGCGUCGGUUAAGUGGGCGAGCGAAAUUAGAUUUAUAAUGUUUGAAUUAGGAAAAUUUUGGUUGAAUUAAACUUGUAACCGAAAUUGAAAUUCCGGUCUAACCGGUUGAUUUAUAAUAUUCAGUAUAAAAAAAUAGUUUAAAAAAAAUACAAAUCAACAAAUCUAAACGCUAUCAAUAAAACAACAGUAACAGUAUACGAUAAAAAAAGGGGGGCACAUGGUAAUGCAAAAUGGUCGGGAAAGGAGUAUAAAAAUCAUUAUAUAUCAGUUGUAUAUGUCUUGUUGUAAUCUCGCAGUUUAAUAUUCAACCUCCUUUGGAAAGUAAACUCUUCGUAAUACUAAAAUAUUGAUCACGAUCACUAAGAAGGGAUAUUACACUUGAGAUAUGUAGAGCAACGUUUUGUAAGAAAAAAGUGUUAGUGAGUGCACGUGCUAACGCGGGGACAUUGGUGAAAAAGCUCCAAACUAACAAUAAAAACAAAACACUCGAAUUCAAACCCUACCCACAUGAGAUGUGUCCCUCCCAAAUUCCAAGCCAUAUCUUUUCUCCUCUAUCUGGGUCCGCUUUUUUAACCAUUAUUAUCGCUUACAUUUUUACGUAGUUUAACUAAUUAAAAUGCUAUUAUAUAAGAAAACAAAAUUGAAUAACAGCGCGAACAAGUCAUAAUAUGCCAUUUACAAUAUUCGAUAUCAGUCUUUACAGACCUGACAAAUUUAUUCUGACAGUUUUGUACAAUUUCUUUGUGGUUAAUUCAUUCGGACAUAAUAGUUCUGUAUUUAAAUAUUAGUUGCAUUGGUUGUAUUCGCUGUAUCUUAUUUUUUAGUAUAAGGAUAUUAGUAUUGAAUGGUUACUAUUCUUGUCUUUACCUAGCUUGGUUGUGUAAUUGGAGGAAAGCAUACAUUUAUUUCUGUCAAUGUUUUCAACGUGAGUUGUUGAAAUAGUUACGGUUGAAAACCAUUAAGCAAAAUUCCAAGAAACUUUGGUAAUAAUAUGGUUUAUUGUUCAAUGUCUAUUUCAUAUAACAAUCUAGUAUAAUAUUGUGUCAAUGAGUACAAAUGCUUCGACAUCUGGUUUAUUUAACGGCUUACUGAUUUGGUGAUUUGUCACUUUUGCCUUAACAACACUAGUUGCUAUUACAAUCCCGUGUUUCAAACCACUGUAUCUGCUCUUUGAUUCCUUUUGCAUCACUUCACUUUUUAGUGUGAUUUACACCAGGUUAAAAGACUUUUCCACGUUAGUUAUUUAAGUGUGAAUGUUGGUUCUACUAUUAUUUAUGUUUCGUCGCUUGGUAUUAUAGCUGUGUUUUAGCCAUCUUUGCUUUGUUAUUGUUUAGUUCAAACAAAUUUUCUUUCGAUGGAGUAUGAUCUUUUUAUAAAAGUAAGGUUUUGACCAAAAAACAAUCUAGUAUACAUAAGGUAAUUUGAAUAAAGUAAUCGAAGCAUCUAGAUGGUUAGCGUAAACACAUGUUGUUCACGUUUAAUCAAAGAUUAUGGGAUUGCAGUCAAAUAUAAUAGAAAGCAUCGCAUUCUAACGAAAAUAAGAAUACUCAAAAGAGCUAGAAGCAAAAUUGGAUUUCCUUGGCGGAUUAAUUAAUAAUCUACUAACCCUUGACUUUUUCUGCGGUUGGAUAAAGAGCACAACAAAACCAAUAGGAGAACAUUCAAUUUUUGCUGUUAACAUCAAAAGCUAGUAAUGUAUGUAUUGCAUGUUUUAUCGUUAAGAGACAACUUAUAGUGUCUAUCAACCGACCAUGUUUAGUAAUUUCUCAGACUAUUAUUUGGACAUUUCAUUUAAUAUUUACUUUGUUAGAACUAAAUAGUUGUUCUGCAGAUAGAGUUAAAACGAAAAGCAUAUGAAUAAAUUAUUCUCAAUAUAGUUACCUUUUUAUCAACAUAAACUAUACUCUGUAAAUCUCACAAGAUGGAAGACAUGUAUUAGUAAUACCUAAAGUCCUUUAAAAAUCAUUCAAAAUCCAGCUAAUGACCAUUGUUUUAUCUUAACUUGAACUAUUAAGUUUGUAUACGCCACAUUAGUCACAGUAGCAAAUAAAAGUCAAAUUCGGAUGUAUCUUGACGUUUUGCACCUCAGAUAACCGGUUGAACUACUAUUAUUGAUUUAUAAUCAAAUUUCCAGCAAAAGUUAUCAACUGCUUUUAGCUAGAAAAAAUCAAAACAAAAAAAAAGUAACCAUCUGCAUCCCAAAUUUAUAUCAAAAGAAUGCAAAAAAAAUUGGAUUAUACUGACCAAACCAAAUUCAUCACACGUGCAAAAAUAUAAAGGGUCAAAUGUAAUAUAUGAGGGAGAUUUAGAUUAUGUACGUAAUAUUGGUAGGAAUUACUUUAGUUUGAUCCAAAUUAGGGAAAUCCAAGGACACAUGCAUAUAUACAUAUACCAAGUGGUGUGCAGUGUGUGGGUAUGAGAGUGAGAGAGGGCUAUGAAGAGAGGAACAUGUGAAGGCAUUAAGAGAUGGUGGGGUUUGUAUUGAUGUCUUGUUCUUGGAAUGGAGCCACAUGGUAAGAGGGACUCUCAAAGCACCUAUCUUAGGGGUAGUUGUGAUGCAGCCAAAUAAGAGCCUUUGCAUGUGACUCCAUGUGUUUUUUCCUCCCUCGCCUUUUUUAUAUUGCCUUCUUCUUCUCUUAUAUAGAAUCUAUAUAAUUACCUUCAUGUAAUAUAUAUAAUAUUCUUUAUUGGGAUAUUCUACAUCCUUGUCUUUUUCGCUUAUACUUUGAAAACAAUAAAAGAAUAUUAUUACAUUCUUUCAAUAGUUUUAAGAUUUUUUUUUUAAGAAAUAGUUUUAAGAAAAUAUUACAUAUUUGUUUUCUUGUAUAUGAAAACAUAUUACCUCAUAUAUGUAUAUACAACGAAAACUAAUUUCAAAAUAUGAUCCACAAAAUUACUUUUACAUCAUCAGCCAAUGUUACAUACAAACAAACCUAGGACCCACUCUUAUCUUUCUCUCUUUCACAUAUUCUAAGUUUGCUAUAUAUGUAAGCUUAUCCCUUUAAACUUUCCUUUGUAGCAAGAAUAACUUUUUCAUAUGGAGAGGCAAAUCAUGAACAACAAGAAACGACUAUUCUCUGUUGAACCAACCAAACUAUCCCCUAGUGAAGUUUUCACAAGGAAAUACACAAGCCACUUAGUUCCUGCACUCAAGAAGCUCAACAUGGACAAGAACCCUUCACCAAUCAACCAACUAACCGUGAAGCAUGAAGUAGACAAGGCUUUGGCUUUGUCUGCUCAAGAAUUUGCAUGGAGCGGUUUCUUGCUACAGAAGCUAUCCUCCUCGAACAAUCCAACCACUACUACAAGUUCUUCUUCCAAUGGAACUCGGAUUCUAGAAGGAGCCUGUAAAGAAGACGAAGAUGGAGAGAUAGAGGAGAAACUGAGUGAACUACAGAAGCUUUUGCCAGGUGGAGAAGAGAUGAAUGUGGAAGAAAUGUUGAGUGAGAUUGGCAAUUACAUUAAAUGUCUUGAGUUACAGACGAUUGCUCUUAAGUCGAUUGUUCAAGAUACUACUUGAAUUUUAGUUUUUGCCUCUGUAUAAUUUUUAGUUUGUUUUUAUGUUCUGUCUUUAAACUAAAGUCAUCUAUGUCUGUUUUAAUUCUCUCAUUUUCUUUAAGAACGAGAGCAUAUGUAUUAAUAUUAUAGUGGUUUUAUUU